Sclerotinia trifoliorum is the source of this 2887-nucleotide messenger RNA. NCBI's taxonomy places the organism in Eukaryota, Fungi, Ascomycota, Leotiomycetes, Helotiales, Sclerotiniaceae. The record is from the annotation of a GenBank genome assembly.
CCGCGAUGCUUAAGGUUGUGGUCGCUGAUCAUGGGAUUUUGUCGCCAAAAUAUCUACAAGGGUCUAAGUUGGUGCCCUCCUAUUCACUCUAUUAAGCCACUUACCCCAGACGCCAUGCUGCAGAGAAACCUACGAGCCAAGAAUAAUCGUAAACAUCGAAAGUUCGGCAUCUCGGGUCAUUGACUGUUAUGGACGAUUGCAAGAAAGGGACAUGACUAGGUCCACAAAGGGAGUCCUGUUCCCCAUAUAAAGGUGUGAGCUUGGAAGCCAGAGGGCACAGUUAGAUCAUUCCACAGAAAUUUUUCAAGGGAACACUGCAAUUCUAACUCGGUUAAUUUUACUUGCACAAUGUUCUUCCAUUCUCCUCUUCUUCGGGAGUUGCAUUUAGCUCCUUUGUUUCUCUGUAUCUUCAUCUUUACAAAUUUAGUGGACUCUUUGCCACGAUCUUCUACAUACCAAAAUCAAAACCAAAAUCCCUCAAGGCAAUACUCUAGUGCUAUUCCAGAGUGGCACAAAUAUGUCAGAGCUCCUUCGUCUAGUAUAAUCGCCCCUCAAGGCGUUGCCAGCAUUUCGGGAGAAGUCACAAAUCCCGAUGCUCUUCUUCAAAGAGGUGGCCAAGUCACGACUUUGACCAGAGCUAAUGGAUCAGCUAAUAUCCCUUCAAUCACUAUUGACUUUGGACAAAACAUGGCAGGAUACUUGAGCAUUAACUUUGCUGGUGCUUCCAAAACUCCUCCUGGCAUCCGGCUAGCUUUUUCCGAGAGGUUGGAAUACAUAUCUAACGUCAGUGACUUUUCAAGGUCUAACCAUGUAAGUCCACUUUCAGAUGUUUGAGAGGGUAGCUUAUAUUAAAUACAAUCUAGGGCGAUACAAUAACUCCCGGAUCUGAUCAGGUAUGAUGUUCCAUGUGCUUCUGAUGAUGACUCUUUUCUGAUUGAGAAUUAUUUAGAUCGCGGUCGCUAGUCAGAGUUACACUUGGACCGAUGAACAUGGAUGUCAAUAUGGUACGAAAGUAUGUGCAGAUGGCAUUCACGGUUUCCGAUAUGUCAGAAUCUAUCUAGACGCAUUGCCUGAAGAUGCACCAUAUACGGUACCAUACGGAACGGUAGCUAUUGAUUACUUGAGUUUGAAGUUUUCGGGUGUCCGUGGUAUACCAGAUACCUUCACGGGUUGGUUUGAAAGUUCCGAUGAGGAUUUCAAUCAAUGGUGGUAUGAUGGUGUAUACACCAAUGACUUAGCAACGGACAUUUUCACUCUCAACUCUACCGAGCCUCGAAAUGCAUUUAGCCUGACGCUCGAUGGUAAAUUAGUUCUAAUGGAUGGCGCAAAACGAGAUAGAGAUCCAUAUGUUGGUGAUAUUGCAGUCGCAGGAAAGACAUUAUUCUUGUCACAUAACAAACCCGAAGCUUCUCGUAAUGUUCUUGCUGACUUGGCGGAUCAUCAACGUGCUGAUGGAUGGAUUCCUCCCGCAUCUAUGUAAACUUCCGUUCAACCUCUGUUUAUAAUCUUUAUCUAACAAUCAAAUAGUGCCGGCUAUGAGCUUCAUCUUCUCGACUAUCCACUAUGGUGGAUUGUUUCUAGUUACGAUCUAUUGAUGUAUACUGGCGACAACGAUUACAUUCGAAAAUACUAUCCUAAUCUUGUUAAAUGUCUAGAUGUAUUCUACCCAUCAGUCACAGAUGCUGGCACUAAUCUCAUCUGGAAAGGAGUCGGUGUCUCCGGAGAUUAUGGAGACUAUGCAUUUCUUCCUCGUGUUGGUCCAGUCACGUAUUACAGUGCCCUCUAUGUUUUUGCCCUUGAGAACGCUGCUGUUAUCGCCAAAUCUCAAGGACAAUCUUCCGAUGCUUCCCGCUGGCUCGCUCGCGCUAAAGUUGUAUCCGAUGCACUGAAUUCACACAAUUUCGAUAACUCAGUAGGUGCAUUUUUCGAUGGAGGCUGCGGCAGCGGAUUAUGCAAUACUCAUGCCCAAGAUGGAAACUCUAUAUCUGUUCUCGCAGGAGUUACGAACACAGCCCGGUCCACCUCGAUUCUCAACUACCUCAACAGCGCCAAUCGUCGCUUUUACGGUAACUCAUUUUACGACAAUGAUGUUUUAUCCGAUGGUUUCUCUCAAAGAGUUUACGCAUUUAUCUCUUUCUUCGAAAUAUCCGCUCGAUUCAAGACAAAUCUCGUAUCAAGCGCUUUCGACGAAAUCAGAAGAUUGUACGGCUGGAUGGCAAACAAUGAUCCGAAAAUCACCAUGUGGGAAGGUAUCGGAGCGAAUGGAAGCGCAUACCAAGGAGGUUUCACAAGUAUGGCUCACGGAUGGAGCACCGGUAUCGUACCCGAAAUGAGUAAUUAUGUUUUAGGCGUUAUACCUACCGGGCCUGGAUUUUCCACCUGGAGCGUGAAACCUUAUCCGGGUGAUCUGUCGUGGGCUAAGGGCCAGGUCCCUACUCCUCAUGGUCCCAUUACAGUGGAUUGGAAUAUUAAUUCUAGUGGUUGGUUUGUGCUGAGUGUGGAUGCUCCGGUCGACACAACUGGAACAGUUAGUUUGCCUGUUCCAUUUGGCGCUGCUGUGAAACGCGAUUCUGCGCUCGAGAUUUCUGUAGAUGGGGAAACGGCGUGGGAUGAUGGUCCCGUGGCUUUUGAUGCGGUGUUGGAUGAUAGUGAUGGGUAUGUUAGUUUGGUUUUGCAGGGGGGGACUACUCAUACUAUUACGGUUAAGGUUUAGUGAUUUGGUUUGGUUAGAGGGCUUGGUUUCCUUUCUCUUUUUUCUCUUUCUUUGUAACUAUUCCCAUCGCGGGUUUAUUGUGAAUUGGGACCACUGGACAGCUUAUUGGCGGGAAGGGGUUAAUUAUCAGAGCUUCUAUUAAGGACAUGAUAUGUAAAUUAUCUGGUGGAUACG